Tupaia belangeri chinensis (Chinese tree shrew) is the source of this 2251-nucleotide messenger RNA. It is a transcript of the gene P3H3, whose product is annotated as prolyl 3-hydroxylase 3. Gene Ontology annotation, molecular function: procollagen-proline 3-dioxygenase activity; iron ion binding; L-ascorbic acid binding. Bases 263 to 1897 code for a protein of 544 amino acids. The transcript has 14 exons. Gene Ontology annotation, cellular component: endoplasmic reticulum. Gene Ontology annotation, biological process: collagen metabolic process. The record is from RefSeq and is a predicted model, not a curated record. NCBI's taxonomy places the organism in Eukaryota, Metazoa, Chordata, Mammalia, Scandentia, Tupaiidae.
UCAGGAGAGGCCCAACGUUUUGGUUUCCUGCGGGUGGGCGGAGGGUCUGCAGGUUGGGAGGUGGGCCAGUUCUGGUUGAGCCGUCUCCCAUAAGCCUCUGAGGCAGCCCCCGCGUGUGUGGGGAGGGCGAGAAGGUCGGAGGGUAGAGGCCUGACUCCCCGCAUCGGACUCUGAUGCCCUCCCCGCUCCUCAGCUGAAGAAGUUGGACCUGGCAGCGGCCGCAGCACACACCUUCUUUGUAGCAAACCCCACGCACCUGCAGAUGCGGGAGGACAUAGCUAAGUACCGGAGAAUGCCGAAGGUCCCGCCCCAGAGCUUCAGGGACCUGGAGUCUCCGCCACACUGGGCAGCCUAUGACACUGGCCUGGAGCUCCUGGGGCGCCAGGAGGCAGGGCUGGCCCUGCCCAGGCUGGAGGAGGCCCUGCAGGAGAGCCUGGCCCAGAUGGAGAGCUGCAGGGCUGGCUGCGAGGGGCCAGAGGAGCAGCAGGCAGAGGAGGAGGAAGGAGGGGCCAGCAGUCACAGUGGCCUCUACGAGGCCAUUGCAGGACACUGGAUUCGGGUCUUGCAGUGCCGGCAGCGCUGCGUGGGGGACACAGCCAUGCGUCCUGGCCGCAGCUUCCCUGUCCCAGACUUCCUUCCCAGCCAGCUGAGGCGGCUGCACGAGGCCCAUGCUCAAGUGGGGAAUCUGUCCCAGGCUAUAGAGAACGUCCUGGGCAUCCUGCUCUUCUACCCCGAGGAUGAGGCAGCCAAGAAGGCUCUGAACCAGUACCAGGCCCAGCUGGGAGAGCCGAGACCUGGUCUCGGGCCAAGAGAGGACAUUCAGCGCUUCGUCCUUCGAUCCCUGGGGGAGAAGCGGCAGCUCUACUAUGCCAUGGAGCACCUGGGCACCAGCUUCCAGGAUCCCGACUCCUGGACCCCUGCGGCUUUCAUCCCGGAGGCACUCAGGGAAAAGCUCAGAGAGGAUCAAGAGAAGAGGCCUUGGGACCAUGAGCCUCCACAGCCGAAGCCCUUGACCUACUGGAAGGAUGUCCUGCUCCUGGAAGGAGUGACGCUGACCCAGGAUGCCAGGCAGCUGAAUGGGUCGGAGCGAGUGGUAUUGGAUGGGCUGCUCACGCCAGCUGAGUGUGGAGCGCUGCUGCAGCUGGCCAAGGACGCAGCUGAAGCUGGAGCCAGGGCGGGCUCUCGUGGCCGCCGCUCCCCGCACACCCCCCAUGAACGCUUCGAGGGGCUCACAGUGCUCAAGGCUGUGCAGCUGGCCCGGGCAGGGACGGGGGGCAGCCAGGGUGCCAGGCUACUCCUGGAGGUGAGCGAGCGCGUGCGGACCUUGACGCAGGCCUACUUCUCCCCGGAGCGGCCCCUGCAUCUCUCGUUCACCCACCUGGUGUGCCGAAGUGCCAUCGAAGGGGAGCAAGAGCAGCGCAUGGAUCUGAGUCACCCGGUGCAUGCCGACAACUGCGUCCUGGACCCUGACAGCGGGGAGUGCUGGCGGGAGCCCCCAGCCUACACCUACCGAGACUACAGCGGACUCCUCUACCUCAACGAUGACUUCCAGGGUGGGGACCUGUUCUUCACAGAGCCCAACGCCCUCACCGUCACGGCUCAGGUUCGUCCUCGCUGCGGACGCCUUGUGGCCUUCAGCUCCGGCGUGGAGAAUCCCCAUGGUGUGUGGGCCGUGACACGGGGACGGCGCUGUGCCCUGGCCCUGUGGCACACAUGGGCACCUGAGCACAGGGAGCAGGAGUGGACGGAAGCCAAAGAGCUGCUGCAGGAGCCGGAGAAGGAGGAGGAAGAGGAGGCCAUGCCCAGCAGAGAUCCCUCCCCAGAGCCCCCCAGCCUCAGGCUACAACGGGCCCAAGACAAAGCCACGAAGCCACCUCGGGUCCGGGAGGAGCUAUGAGCGGCUCAGCCAGCUCCUUGGGGAUGUGACCCCGAGACUUGGGAAAAGCCGCCUGGAGGCCAGGACCCACGAGACGCCCCCGUGCCACAGCAGGAGCAGAACAGCGAGCUCUCUGUCCCAGCCCCACCAUCUGCGGGCCUCCGGGGCCGUUCAGCUCCGGACCCAGAGGACACUGCACGGACGAGCCUUGAGCUCUCGAGGCCUGGGAGCCAGGACUGCAGUCCUGAGGAGACAGAGGACACUGCGGCUGCCUAGCAGAAAUGGCGGGGUGGGACCCCGACUGCUGAGUGGGGACGAGGGGGACGGCCCUGCUUCCCUGUCCCCAUGUGCAAUAAAGAACGUGCAGUCCGCUCA